AUCACCCGACAUUUUUCAUCUCCGCUAAAAUUUAAAAUUAGUGGUCUAAACGCAAAAUUCAAAAUUAGUAACCUUUCUUAUCCUAUUCAAACUUCCAACAAAAUUGGACUUGCCAAGUAAAUAACUUAGUCCCCAAAAGACAAAAACCAAUCAUCCAUCUACCUAUAUAUAUAUCCACAAUCACUACUCUUUUCAAUAACCAAAAAAGUAAUCAUCACAAAUGGACAACAACAAAGCAAACACAGUAGCAUCACUUAUGUCAGUGAAACAAAAAUCUGGCAAGACAUUUAGUCAGUUAGCGGAAGAAACUGGUCUUACAAAUGUCUAUGUUGCUCAGCUUUUGAGAAGACAAGCUCAACUUAAACCUGAAACUGUCCCAAAGCUGAAAGCUGCACUGCCCCUUUUGUCUGAUGAACAAAUUCAUGAAAUGAUGAAGGCACCCUUGAGGUCUUAUGACCCUAAUUUGAUUCAAGAUCCCACUGUUUAUAGAUUGAAUGAGGCUAUCAUGCACUUUGGUGAGAGUAUCAAGGAAAUUAUUAACGAAGAAUUUGGUGAUGGCAUCAUGUCAGCAAUAGACUUUUUCUGCUCAGUUGAUAAAGUCAAAGGCGUGGAUGGGAAGGAUCGGGUUGUCGUGACAUUCGAUGGGAAGUAUCUGCCACACACUGAGCAUAAAACUGAGCAUAUGGUGUCAAGGUUAAUGCGAAAGGAAUAAGCUCGGUUACUAUAAUCAUUUCUGUUGCAAUCUGUUGCUCUUUUUCACCAAUAAGACUGAUUAUGUACUUGUACAAACACUUGUUUUCUUUUUUCACUCAUCUGUUCGCGACAUGGCUUGAAUAAUACUCACUCAUUCGUCGAGUUUUGAAAUGUCAAAUCCCAAGAUGUGGUAUUUUGAGUUGCCAA
Molecule: messenger RNA, 900 nt
Organism: Capsicum annuum
Lineage: Eukaryota; Viridiplantae; Streptophyta; Magnoliopsida; Solanales; Solanaceae
Product: cyanate hydratase
Exons: 4
Coding region: 221-712 (163 amino acids)
Molecular function (GO): cyanate hydratase activity; DNA binding
Source: RefSeq, a predicted model, not a curated record